Mauremys mutica (yellowpond turtle) is the source of this 5295-nucleotide messenger RNA. It is a transcript of the gene PIGV, whose product is annotated as phosphatidylinositol glycan anchor biosynthesis class V. The record is from RefSeq and is a predicted model, not a curated record. Gene Ontology annotation, biological process: GPI anchor biosynthetic process. The transcript has 4 exons. Gene Ontology annotation, molecular function: alpha-1,6-mannosyltransferase activity; GPI mannosyltransferase activity. Bases 317 to 1891 code for a protein of 524 amino acids. Lineage: Eukaryota; Metazoa; Chordata; Testudines; Geoemydidae. Gene Ontology annotation, cellular component: endoplasmic reticulum membrane; mannosyltransferase complex.
CUCCAUUGCCCCUAGCCCCACAGUUUGCUGCUUUCCCUGUGUCCCACUAUACCAACCCCUUCCCUUUCCUUAGAGACCCCUUAAUCCCUCCCUGUCUCCAGACCUUGUUCUCCCCCUGCAUUUCCAGCACUGAGUUUGUGUGGGGAGGAGAGAGCCCUGUAGGGACUUUCCUACCCUGGGACAUUUUGAAUGAGAGAGCUUCGUGCCCCCCAACUCUGGGAGCAGACACAUUGCCGGAUCCCUUGGUUUCAAAAGCCAGAGAGAGAAAUUUCCCUGCCGAAAGCAGCAGUGACCCACUGAGGCAACUUCCAAGGUCAUGAUGAAGCUGAUGAAUAGAAGAGAUCCCUAUGUUCAAGAGGUCAUCCGGUUUGCAGUGUGUUGCAGAGCCCUGACACUUGUGCUCCAGGCCCUGUUUAACUUCUUGAUCCCGGAUCAUGCAGCCGAUGCCUUCUCUCCUCCCCGCCUGUCAGAACCCAGCCUCUGUGACUGGUUGUCGGAAUGGCUGUUGGGGGGCUUGUCACACUGGGAUGCAGAGCACUUCCUGUUCAUAGCUGAGCAUGGCUACCUGUAUGAGCACAACUUCGCCUUCUUCCCAGUGUACCCCCUCAGUGUGCGAGCUGUGGCAGAGGUCACACUGUGGCCCCUGCAAGGGCUGCUGUGUUUACGGAGCCGCCUGCUCUUGUCAGCGGUGCUUUUGAAUGCUCUCCUCUCGGUCCUGGCAGCUGCUGUCCUCUAUGAGCUGGGGUGCGUGGUGCUGCGGUGUCGCAGGACGGCCUUCCUCUCUGCUGUCCUCUUCUGCCUCACCCCCGCCAAUGUGUUCAUGACAGCCGCUUACUCAGAAAGCAUGUUUGCUUUCCUGGUGUUCAGUGCCAUGCUGCAGCUGGAGAAAGGGCAGAGCUGGACCAGCGGACUGCUCUUCUCCCUUGCUGCUGGUGUGCGCUCCAACGGGGUGAUCAACACUGGCUUCCUCAUCUAUUCCCAGAGUAAAGACCUUGCCCUCCAACUCCAGGCAGGUGCCUGGACUGUAAUGAAGCUGCCUCAGGUCUGGAGACGACUCCUCCGCUUUGCAGCUUCAGUGGUUCUGAUGUCUGCUGGGGUCUUUUUCCCUUUUGCUUUGUUUCAGUCCUAUGCCUACUUGAGAUUCUGCAAUCCUGACUCCAGCUCUGAACAUGCUGUUCCCAGGCCGCUAUUGCAGCUGGCUGUGGAUAAGGGGUAUCGUCUAGCAGCCAUGAAUGGGAUGAAACCUGCGUGGUGCUCCCAGGGGCUCCCUGUGGUCUAUUCUUACAUUCAAGAUGUUUACUGGAAUGUGGGCUUUCUAAGGUACUUUGAGCUUAAACAGGUACCCAACUUCCUGCUAGCUGUGCCGGUUACUGUGCUGGGCUCUUGGGCCACCUGGUUCUACCUCAUUGCAAAUCCCCAGUACUGCUUAAUGCUUGGCCUAGUGAGAAGAAAGAAGGAAGGAAGGAAAGGAGAGGACUCUGAUAAGCCAGUGGAUGGAUUUUGCUGCUCGAGUGUCUUCGUUUACGUGGUCCAUGCCAUGGCUCUUCUGGCCUUCGGAAUCCUCUGCAUGCAUGUGCAGGUUGUAACCAGGUUCCUAGGCUCAUCUACACCAGUCUUGUACUGGUUCUCUGCUCAUCUGCUCCAGGACUAUGAACCUUUGCUGUGGAAAGAAGGAGCUGCUCUCCAGACUGCAGCAUCCCUCUCUGAGAAGCCCAGUGUAGGCAGCUCUUUUCCUGGAGCGUUCAGAAAAGGGAUUUCUGAAAACCCCAUCAUGAAAUUACUGCUGAACUGGAGAAUAAGUUCCCCUCUCACCAAAUGCAUUCUGGGAUACUUCCUGUCUUACUGGCUGCUGGGGCUGAUCCUACACUGCAACUUCCUGCCUUGGACAUAGUUAGAGUUUGAGAACGUGUUUGUGAUGGACCUGCUAAUGGGAACAGAAUCACUGCUCAGAAUAGAAACUCUUUUUUAAACUUGACAUAAGUGAAUUGAUGCUACUAUCUUUGUUUUUAUUUCCAACGACAUACAAAGCCCCCAAUAUGUGCACAUGACUCUGUGUUCUUAUUGCUGUAAACUUCAUCCUUCCUCAUUCCAUUCUCCCCCCUACAAUUUUUCACCAUUACUGGUCAUAUGAUGGCUAAAAUCUAAUCUGUAAAGUCUUUGGGGUAGCGGUUGUCUUUUUAUUCUUAUGUCUUCUGUGAAGCACUUUACCAUAAUUAAUAAUUGUCCAGUGAAAUGAGUUAUAGGCCUGUUUAAGGUUAUAGGUUAGGUUAUAGUUGACAUGUCUAUCUGCAGAAUACAAAUUGGGGUUCUGAGGUGGUGGAGAAACUCAAGGAAGCAUCCUCUAGCUCGCAGUGAGAAGCUUUCCUAGUGUGCUCCUCUUUCUGUAGGAAAGAGCCCUUUCUGCAUCACAGAGAACAGGUGGAGUCACUAAGGAGCUGGCUGGAGAGGUCCCAUGGGAAAGUUGUUAGAGGUUCUCAAGCUAGGGCAUGUGGAAAUUCACAAGGGUGUAUCAGAGUGUUUGAAUGUUGUCAGUAAAGUUUGUGGACUUUACAAGAGUCGCUUUCCCCCCCUAAAUAAAAAGGCAUCUCUAGCUUUGGGAAAUUUGAGAACUGCCUGGGGUGGGUAGGAGAGUCAGUGUGAUAGGGCCUACAGCUUGGAGAGUACUGUGGGGAAGUUGGACAUCGAGGGAAGGAAAUAAACAUUCCUGUUUACUUCAUUAAAUAGUAGGGGAGAGUUGCCCUCUGGCAGGGCAGAGGGACUCAGGUCGGAUUCCUGUUUCCAGUUCUGCUGUUGACUUACUGUGGAGAAAGUCACUUGCUCUUUAUGCCCUGAUUCUACUCUCUCUUAAAAUGGAGACCGUGUGACUUCCCAGUCUCACCAAAGGAUUGUGAAGUUUGUUUAAUGACUGUGUGAAGAUCUUCUAUAAAAGGCACUAAAGAAGGGUAAAGCAUAUACUGUUUUUAGCUUAAAACAGAAUAAGCUAAUUGCAAAUGUGGUAGUCUCCAGCUAUCCAAGCUUCUGGUUAGAUGAAGGUUUUGGGGAUACAUCUACACAGCAAGCAGAAAGGCGUGGCAGUGAGUCUAUAAAGUUGACCUAAUUUCGUAGUGGAGACAUACCCUCAGUCAGAGCUUGGGUCUGCAGACUCAGGGCUCAUGCUGCAGUGCUCAAAAUAACUUCAGAGCCCAAGCUCCCACCUGAGCCUGAAUGUCUAUACAGCUACUUUAACACUGCAGCAUGAGCCCUCUGAGCCCAAUUCUGUAGACCCAGGCUCUGCUGCUGGUUUGUACUUGCCAUGUAGACAUACUCUGGGUGUCCCCUGAGGCUUCUGGUUCUACAGUAUUUAAGUAUACUAUUUAAUGAUUUAGGGUGUUGUACAUUUUUACACACACACACACCCUCCCUUGACAGUAGCUGUUUGUAGCUGGACACCUUGGUUUAAAUCCUGCUUGCAGCAGGUCAUAACAGCAAAUUAAUCUGGAAGAUUCCUCUGAGGUGCUGGCAGUUGUCACCCCUUCAAUUCCAGAAGGGACAGACUUAAAGGAAAUGAGAAGCAGGCAUUCCUGCAUUCUGGAACAUACCUAACAUCCCACACAGCAGUAGGCUAAUGAGGCAAACAUGGCUGAUAAUGAGACUUUAAAAACAAACAUACCCUGAAACUCUCCAGCUAACUGGAAGAGGCUGUAGUGAGAUUUUCCAAAACAGCCACAGCAUCCUGCAUGCUGCCAGUGAAAUCAAUUGAAUUCUGCAGAGAUCUGUCUGCAAAGAUCUGCUUGUGGGAUUGAGUCCAUAUUUUCGAGCCUGUAGAAGGCAAGUGUGUCUUCAGUGUUUAAAAGCUUUGCCUUCUCUACAUGAAAAUUCUGCUGACGUUUUUAGUCAGACUUUGCACUGGUAAAUAAGAAUAAAGAUUAAACUUAAAACUCCAAAUAAAACAAUGAGUAAAGAUAGACCUGUUGCAAUUUUAGUAUCUCUCUGGUUAUCAAAAACAACUCGUAAACUGAACAUAUUUCAGCCCCUGAGACACAAUAGCAAGAGGUCGUGCAACACACACAGAGUAGCAGCACUCUUUAGUGGGGACAAAGGGCUACAGUCAUUCAUAAAACUACAGGAACCUGAGCCUGAACAUGAGGCCCUGACUGCCAGCCAGCACCCAGGAGGCUGCUUCAUGCCUACACACAGCAGCAGUGUCUUACGUUGCUGAUGCCAUUUCAGUAAUUGCUUGCACAGGUUGACACUUCCUGGACUCCAGCUGCUGUUGCUUCAGGCUUUGCUGACCCUGGUUAUUGCUGUGAAGGGGGAAGAGGCUCCUUAUUGCACCACCCAGACUCAGGCCAAUGGAACUUGUUUCCUGAGUGUGGGAGAUCUCUUGAACAUGUUUCUCCCCUGACUAAUGUGUGAUCCAUGUCUUUGUCACUCAUUUCCCAAAGCUUCUAGAGAACUGAAUGGACCUUGAAUCCUGACCAUACACAGUUGUGAAAUUUUAAAUGUAAGAGGCCAAAUUCUGUGCUUAUUUCCACACUAUCCAAUUCUGCUGAUUCCAGAUGAAACUUUGGGGCCAAAGAAUUUAACCGUCAGUUCAUUAAUGUCAUAGUGGGCUGUGCCCUUUACCUACCCACUUCCACAAUAGAUGGUAAAAACGUCACACAAUAGAUGGUAAAAACAUCAAAGAGAAACUGACAGAAAUAGCAACCACAAUAAUAGUAGGGAUGUGACUCAAACUGCCCGACAGGGAAAUGAUGAUUCAGCCUAUGUUACCCUUGCUGCCUUAUGUACCUUAUGGCUGUAGAGAAGGCUCUAUUUCGAUGCACCUCCAGUCCAUUUCUGAGUGUUUCUGCUGCUGCAUUAUUCCCUAUAUCCAUGCUCUUCAUCAUUAGAUUAUCUAGGUAGCAGGACAUGUUCUAUCCUUAAUUUCUUUUAUCAAUUUUCAUCAAAGCCAGGACACUAUUUGAAGUUUGGACCAGGUCAGUAGUGAUCAAAAAUGGUUACAGUCGAGGGUGUUUUGAGACUUAUAUAUGAAAUAAGUGUGAUCUCAAUCUGAUUCCAAGUGGUACAAGUAUCCCGCCUCUCACCCAGAGAGCGGAAGGAUUGAGUGAGCCAGGCAGACUGAACUCUCCUUGUUUGCCUGUGGGUGGUCCCUCCAUCAGAGAGAUGAAACAUGGUGUGGGCUAGGGAAAUUUAACCUAUCCUGUGGAUAAACAGAGGCCUUCAGUUUCCAGGCUUGUCAGCUCACCAACUUCCACCAGCACUAAUCACAGCAAACGUUUAGAAAAUAAAAUAAUAAAACAAUUUGACUUGUUA